AUGACUGAAUCUACUACUGUUACUACUACUGUAGACCCUCAAGUUGCUUUCAACUUAAUUACAAAGAACUUACAAGAAGUACUAAACCCACAAAUCAUUAAGAAUGUCCUAGAGGUCGAAAAGAGACAUUUGAAAUUAUACUGGGGGACUGCUCCAACUGGUAGACCACAUUGUGGUUACUUCGUCGCAAUGACUAAAUUGGCAGACUUCUUAAAAGCUGGUUGCGAAGUCACUGUAUUACUAGCAGAUCUACACGCGUUCUUAGAUAACAUGAAGGCUCCUUUGGAAGUCGUCAAUUACAGAGCUAAAUAUUACGAAUGCUCUAUUAAAGCUAUCUUAAGAUCGAUUAAUGUACCAAUUGAAAAAUUGAAAUUCGUCGUAGGAUCUUCUUAUCAACAAGGUGGUGAGUACACUUUGGAUAUCUUCAAACUAUCUAAUAUCGUCUCUCAAAAUGAUGCAAAGAGAGCAGGUGCUGAUGUUGUGAAACAAGUUGCUAACCCAUUGUUGUCAGGCCUGAUUUACCCAUUGAUGCAAGCUCUUGAUGAACAUUAUUUGGAUGUUGAUGCCCAAUUCGGUGGUGUCGAUCAAAGAAAGAUCUUCGUUCUUGCUGAAGAAAACUUGGAAAAAAUCGGUUACAAGAAGAGAGCUCAUCUAAUGAAUCCAAUGGUACCAGGCUUAGGUCAAGGUGGUAAAAUGUCUGCUUCGGAUCCAAACUCCAAGAUCGAUCUAUUAGAAGAACCUAAAGUGGUCAAGAAAAAGAUCAACGGUGCAUUCUGUUCUCCAGGUAAUGUAGAAGAGAACGGUCUAUUGUCAUUCAUAGAAUUCGUCGUAGCUCCAAUUCAACAAUUGAAAUUCGGUGAUGAUCAUUUUGAAUUUUUCAUUGAUAGACCUGAAAAAUUCGGUGGUCCAAUCACUUAUGAAUCAUUUGAAGAAAUGAAACAAGCAUUUAAAGAUGAAAAAUUGUCUCCACCUGAUUUGAAAACCGGUGUUGCUGAUGCCAUUAAUCAACUAUUAGCUCCAAUUAGAGAAGAAUACGCUAAUAAUAAAGAAUACCAAGAGGCUAAUGAAAAGGGUUACCCAGUAGCUGUUCCUGAAAAGACCAAGAAAGCUAAGAAACCAAAAAACAAAGGUAGUAGAUACCCAGGUGCUCAAAAGACUGAUGCAAAUGUCAAUGAAGUUACCGAAGAUCUAAAGAAGACUUCAGUAUAG
Molecule: messenger RNA, 1209 nt
Organism: Maudiozyma barnettii
Lineage: Eukaryota; Fungi; Ascomycota; Saccharomycetes; Saccharomycetales; Saccharomycetaceae
Gene: TYS1
Product: tyrosine--tRNA ligase TYS1
Exons: 1
Coding region: 1-1209 (402 amino acids)
Biological process (GO): tyrosyl-tRNA aminoacylation
Molecular function (GO): tyrosine-tRNA ligase activity; ATP binding
Source: RefSeq, a predicted model, not a curated record